AUGGGCGUGCCGGGACUUUGGCCCAAUCUGGUUCCCUCUAUGCACAUUCCGCUCUGCAGGCUGGCUGACGAGCUUUUGAUCUGCGAUGAUGGAGAGGAGGAAGCAAAGUCUCGACGAGCUCUGAUCGUCGGUAUCGAUGUCUCGGCAUGGCUGUAUCACGCCACCUCGUCUCAAGGCGGUGCCAACGCCGCUUUACGUCUUCUUCUUUUCAGGUUGCUGCGCCUGUUGAUGGUGCCCAGGCUUCGACCGGUCUUUGUGUUCGAUGGACCAGGUCGACCUCGCAUGAAGCGAGGCGCGUCCCGCCAUGCGCAAGAUUGGUACGGCAUCGAUGCCCUCAAGAAGCUGCUGGACGCGCUGGGCAUGCAGUGGAUCGUAGCACCUGGAGAGGCUGAGGCCGAGCUCGCUCAACGCUGCUUCAGUGGACUUGUGGAUGUGGUGUUGAGCGACGAUGUCGACUCGCUCGUGUUUGGUGCAUCCAUCGUGAUUCGCAAGUGCGUAUCACAUCGCUCGUCUGUGGCCCCCGCUGCCCAAUGCUGACGUUAGCGCUUACACCUUUUCUCAGCUGGAGCUCGGGUAUUUCCCUUCGUGGAGAACAGCGCGAUGACGUCUCGGAAGCUCCCGCUUCCUCUUGUACGCCCUCGGAGGUGGAAGAGCAUCCAAGCGGCAGUUCAAGCCGACCCGCUUCCCCACGCAAGCGUGCCGGGUCACCCAGCAAGAAGAAAGCAACGGCUGCUACUGGCUCUGCUGCAUCUGUCGCGUGUUUUCGUACGGCAGACCUUGCGCUGGAUCGGGAGGGCUUCAUACUCGUCGCGCUGAUGGCGGGAGGAGACUAUGACGUCAAAGGUCUGGUUCGCUGCGGCGCCAAGGUGAGUGCGUGCGAGCUGUGUUCGCCGGCAUCCACUGAAAAAGUGGCCUGCCCUUCGUUCUUAGAUUGCGAUGGGGUUGGCAGCCGCAGGAUUUGGCUCUCUGCUGGUGCAAGGAUUCGAGGAGCAUUGCAUUCGACCAUUGCGGAGUGCAUACGCCUUGGCUCAAGGGCUUCCUGCGCCGAAAACAAAGGCUAGCUGGGGCGACUUCAGACGUCGGUGGAUCGCUUCUCUGCGCGAUGAGCUGCGCACCAAUGCGACAGGGAUGCUGCCAAAGCGAUACAAGGUCUUGGCAGACUCGCAAGAAAUGGAUGAGCUGCUGGCCACGCCGCAGGCUUUGGCAGUACUCGCCAGCUACGUGUGGCCACUUGUCAGCGAAGCAAUCGAGGCUGCACAGCGUCGCGAUGGUGGUGCGAACGAGAUGACCAAGCAACCGCAGCUUGCAACGAUGCCUGAUCUCGCGCACCUCGUCAAAAUUCUGCGCGUCGAAAUGCUCUGGGGAGAGGAAGCUUGUUUGAGGCGCUGCCGCAGUCUGAUCUGGGAAGGCAUCAUUGUGCGGCAGCUGGAAGUAGAUUCGGAUGAGCAGUCGAGGACGCCGGAGAGCAUGCCCGAAACAACAGUGUCCGUGACAUUUGCGCGCCAGCAGCGCGCAAGGCCGCUCUACGACUCCCCCACUGCGACGAGAAUCUCCGACUUCUUCGCAACCUCGGCACGAAUUGACAGUGAUCCUCCACGUCGGGGCCCAGAGGUGCGAGACGAGACACCAUCACGCCGGGAGUUCAGCGCGUGUAUCGCCAAGCUCUGCGGGAUUUACUCCGCUCGCGAUGGUCCUAGCGGAAGAGAGAUCCGGACGGAGUGGGACGUGACCGAUCUUGUGGGUUGUGCGCGCCAAGCUAUCAGCGAUUCGCAGUAUGACUGGCGCGCAGCUCUGGCGCAGCGGCGACAGCGCGGAGACGAUGCGCCUUAUACAAGCAGUACCGAGGAAGCUGUCAGCGAUAAGUCUCUCGACUCGGGCUCGGAGACGCGGAAGAGGACGCAAAGGCCUGCAAAGCCGAUCGACCACUCCGCCACGUUGCGGUUGUGGCUGCCUCUAGAGCUGCUGGAACGGAGCCCCUGUACCCGCGUGGCUCUGCGCACUUGGCAAGCCCAGCAGCGCGAGAAGAGUGGAAAGGCUGCAGACGCUGCUCAGCGAAGGGCCGAGCGAUCUGCCAGGGAGCUCAGAGACAAGGCUGGGCAGCGUAGCGUAGCUGACUUCUUUGGCGCUUCAAGGGCGAAGUCGGUUGUCGCUGGUCCGAGCACGGUCGGCUCACCGUCCAAACCUGUUCGACGCAGUGCUGCUGCGCUCGCUCCGAGCACCCGACCGAUCGAGCGUACUGGCUCAGAAGCGUCCUCGGACUCAACAUCUAGCUCGCGACGUGCGGCGCAGACAUCCGAUGCUCAACCUUUCGGCCGUGCUCAAUCCAAAGCGCGUAGUGUAGCCAAAGACAACAGCGAUUUGGCGUCGAGCACGCCGGACAGACCCUUGACAGACGCCGAGCUGGCAGCUAUGUGGACUCGGUCACCGAGUCCCGCUACUCGGCGGGCGACGGAUCUUCUAUUGAGUCAAUCAGGCUGGCUCGAUGACCAGCAUUCGAAUCGUUAUCAGCGCCAGGCACCUGUUUCAGAGGGUUCCAGGUCCGAUACCGAGGCAAAUGACGCUCAGCCGUGCAGAUCACGUAGGAUCUUUACGCGAACGCCUCCGCGCACCUCUUCGAAGCCCUCGGAGCGUCUCUCGCUCACGCCUCGCGCGGUCGGAGAGAUCAGUACAGAUCUCGACGAAAGCUUGCCAAGUCCUUCCACGUUGAUGCUGCCAACGAGCCGGGCUCACCGCCUUCAGAGCACAACAAAAUCUGCGCGCAGCUCGUCACCGCCGCACAAGUCGCCUCGCAAGACAAAGUUGCAAGAGUCGCCACGUCGUGAAGUUGACGCUGCGUCCGCAUCUCGAAGAGCGCAGAGAGGCACGGGCGAGAGAAGUGGGGCUACUAGCUUGCCUUCUUGCAAGGCUCUUGCGGAGGUUGACAGCGAUGGAGAGGAGGAAGAGGAGGAUAAUAGCGUGGUCUUUGUUAAAGCGCCUCCGCAACCGAUCUUCGGACCUGAAGGUACGAGAGCAGGACACAGAGGAAAGGUUCGCGCUCGUCUUUCUCAGGCUAUCUUGCUCGACUCGGACUCGGAUCAGUGA
Molecule: messenger RNA, 3081 nt
Organism: Ceraceosorus bombacis
Lineage: Eukaryota; Fungi; Basidiomycota; Exobasidiomycetes; Ceraceosorales; Ceraceosoraceae
Source: the annotation of a GenBank genome assembly